AUGCUUUGCCCUGCAACAUUGAAGGUCACAGAGUUUAAAGCCUGUCAUCGUUUAUUAUUCAAGCUACAGACCAUGCAUGAUGGCCCAGGAAAAGUCAACAAGGCUGUGAAUUUUGUCCAAGAAGGGCAUUCUGAUCUUACGUCGCAGGGCAAAACCGAGGAAGAUGAGCAGAUGAGAUUGGAAGUAGACUCAAAGAGAAAAGAACGCAAAUCUCUUCAGGAGCAGUUGAAAGAGAAUGCUGCAAUGAAACAGGAAGAAUUCAAUUUGCUUGUCAAAGAGAAGAAUAGUUUCAAUCGGUUAAGUGAAGAAGACAUUGACUUUUACAGAAAACUCAAUUCAAAAUCGAAGCUCGAUCAUCAGCAGAUGGAGAAGUAUUUAAUCAGAAACAUGAAACAGUUCGAAGAAAGGAAGGCGCAAGUGUUACAAGAUGAUGGUUUACAAGAGAACCAUGGCAUUGACACAGUUGAGAUCACAAAAAACGUCAUUGUAAAGAAGAUGAAGUCAAGACAACGCCUAAAGGGAGUUAUUAAGAAGAAGAAGUCAUCGGGAGGAGCGAAACCAACAUAA
Messenger RNA from Lachancea fermentati, 567 nucleotides. Lineage: Eukaryota; Fungi; Ascomycota; Saccharomycetes; Saccharomycetales; Saccharomycetaceae. The record is from the annotation of a GenBank genome assembly.